Acinonyx jubatus (cheetah) is the source of this 2809-nucleotide messenger RNA. RefSeq lists its product as uncharacterized. Bases 1 to 708 code for a protein of 235 amino acids. The transcript is spliced from 5 exons. Lineage: Eukaryota; Metazoa; Chordata; Mammalia; Carnivora; Felidae. The record is from RefSeq and is a predicted model, not a curated record.
AUGCCAAAUCUGCAGUUGGAAAUACAGGGCAAAGGGUCCCUCCCAUCAGGAGAAGGAGCUGGCAAGGCCUGUGGAGGCUGCCGGCACCUCAGGCCCAUGGGCAGACUCCAGUCCCCACAGCAUGGCAGGUCCCUGAAGGGUGCAAGUUCUUCCGCAUCCCUGCUAGACAAGCCUCCGGCCCCUCCUGCUGCCGCGCGCCCCGCCCCUCGCGCCCAGCCCCGCGUGGGCCCGCACCUGCUCCGCCAGAGGGCACCCUGGGACCGCCGCCCGGCGUCCUCGUCCCAGCAGCUAGAUCUCCUGCAGGGGAGAGUCGUCCUCCCACCGCCGCGGACCCACCAGCGGGAAGGCGGGACACCCGUGCACAACGAAGCAGGCUCUGUACGCAGUGGUCAUUGGCGCACCACACCUCACCCUGCCCGCAGUCGGCAUUUCUGGAGUUUGCCCCCCAGGUAUGCCAUCCAGGAAGACCACGAGCACAACGGGGUGGUUAUAGGCAAGACCGAAGAUGUCAGCCCUUGCCAAAGGAAGGUUAUGGAGAGUGGUGGGGUUGUGUACAUGAAAGACCUCCCAGUCUACACUCAGAAAAGGAUCGUCCACCAUUCUGCCCUGUCGGUUUUCAUCUGCUGCUCUGGACCUUCUUGCUGCGGUUCAGGCAGAGGCUGUGAUGACAUCAGGAAGAUUGGCCAGAAUGAUCCUAUCAAAAAGUAAGCUCUGCAUGGGAAACAUGGUGGCCAAGACAAAAGUUGUCUUUCGACACUAUUCCAAGUGACAAGACUUCAGACAUGAAUAAGAAGAAUCUCUUCUGAUGGUUAAAUUAAGCCACUCACCAAAUAAAUGUAAUGUUGGUGUUGAUGAAUGCUUGAAGAAAAAUGAGGCCAAGCAGGGUGAUUUCAUGUGAGAAAGAGUAUUAAAGAGAGGCUGAUCAGGAGAACUAUGCAGAGGUAACAGAUGAGCAGAGACCUGAAACAAGUGAUGGGAAAAGCCUCAAGAAGCUUGAGGAAGAGUGUUCUAAGCAGAGGGACUGGCGACUGCAAAGGCCCUGAGGGAAGAACAAGGUAGGAUGUCAAAGAGUGGGAAGAAGCCACUCAGCAAGAAAGACUGAAGGCCAAUGACAAGCAAAACCCAGCAGUCUAGAGCAUUAGAGGUCCUGGUAAAGACUUUGGGUUUAACUUGGAAUGUGUUGGAUAAUAAUGCAAUGAAUAUGACUUACAAUUUUGAAAGAUAAUUCUGGCUGCUUUCGAGGGGACAAGAACAAAAGUGUUCAAAUAGGGGCUAUUGCAGCACGUUUGGAAAGAGUUGAUGCUUAUUUGGACUAAGGUAUGAUGGAGGAGGUGAGAAAUGUUUAGGGGGAGAGCUUGAAGUUGAUGGGUUAGACAUGGUAUGUGGGAGAGAGAAGGGGCUUUGCCUGAACAGUCUGGUGAUUGGCUAGGGGAUUACUGAGAUGGGGAACAUUGGAGCAGGAACAGGUGUGGGGGGAGGGGGGGAAUCAGGAGCUCAUCUUCCACAGGGUGAGUUUGAGAUGCCCAUUUAAUGCCCAAAUGGCAGUACGAAGUGGGCCAUUAAAAGUGCAAAUCUGGAGCUCAAGUGAGAGAUUCGAGUGAAGAUAUAAAGCUGGGAAUCAUAAGCAUAUAGAUUGUAUUUAAAGUCAUGGUAUUGAUUGAAAUUAUUCAAAAAGUGAGCAUGGAUCAAGAAGAAAAGAGGUCACAGAGGGAGCCCUGGGACACUCCAGCACAGGGAUCAGGAAGAUGAGGGCAUCCUGCAAAGAAGGCAGGGAAGGAAUAGCCACAUCCCUACUUGACGAUAGAGAUACUGAGCCCUGAAAGGGGCUCCUUUCUGGCCCACAAGUCCCCCCACCUUCAUCCCAACCUUAAGCCCAGUGCAGCCUUCUCUUCAGCCAGCAAUGCAUUUAAAGGGAUUAAUCCAGAAUCAGUUUAGGACAUUGUAACACUCUACACAUAUUCAUUAAAUAGUAUGUACAAGUGGAUGAAUAGAUGACUAUUGACAGAUUUUAUUUUAUUCCUCCUUAAAUACUUAUUUAUAAAUAUUUGCUUGCAUUUGAUUUUUCUCCCUGGAGAAAAGAUUGCACUUGCUUUGUUUUAAGGUCUAUCAGAGAAAAUUUUUGCUGAAGCCAGAAAUCUUUUCUGUUAGCUUUUGAUGGCAUAAGCCUUGGAGAACUUUAUAAAGUAAUAAUGAAAACAUUUGUUCUUAAAGAAAGGGAUAUGCAAAUUUUAAAUCUUACAAUUUCACUGGAUAAGAUAUUAGAGGUACCAUAUAUUAAUAUUCAUUUACUGAUUUCAUUAUGAAACCAAAACUUAUGUAAUGCUUAUUUGUACAAAGAGCUGCAUGUAGGAUAUGGUAAUUGAUAUUCCAGUAAGAACAGUAAUGAAAAUUAGUAGUAAUAUGUGUCAGGUCCAAAGGCUUUUACAUGCAUUUCGUUUUUUGUUUUUUUUUUUAAUCUUUAUUACUGAGAGACAGAGAGAGACAGAGCAUGAGCAGGGGAGGGGCAGAGAGAGAGGAGGAGACACAGACUCUGAAGCAGGCUCCAGGCUCUGAGCUGCCAGCACAGAGUCUGACGUGGGACUCGAACUCACACAAAUAGGGAGAUCAUGACCUGAGCUGAAGUUGGACGCUCAACCGACUGAGCCACCCAGGCGCCCUGCAUUUCCUUUUUGUUCAUGAUUCUCAUGGCAUCCUGUGAGAAUCAUACUAUUAUUACCUGUUUUGUACAAAAUAAAAAUUCUAAGAGUUACAUAACAUUCUGGUAGUCAAAUGAUUAGAAUUGGGCAGAUUUGAACCCAGCUCUGUAUGU